Messenger RNA from Lactuca saligna, 366 nucleotides. Lineage: Eukaryota; Viridiplantae; Streptophyta; Magnoliopsida; Asterales; Asteraceae. The record is from the annotation of a GenBank genome assembly.
AUGGCGUCUACUCAGAGCUUAAUCCCUAGUUCCUACGAAUUCGACACCCUUCAGGAGGCUUUUGGCCUCACUCCGGCUAAUGGGGUGGAGUUUCCAGUCUCUAGUUCUUUGAUCACUCGACCUACGCCUGGUAAGGUGGGUGUUUAUCUGAAAACCUUCGACGCUGGUCUUCGCCUUUCGUUAACUGACAUUCAAGAAGAAAUACUCUGGCGUAACGGGUGCAGUGUUCAAAUGUUAACCCCUGGUGUUUUUCAUAAGAUAGUCGCGUUCGAGAUGAUUUGUCGAGCUAAUGGCAUCGUUCCUGACUACUUCGUUCCCGACACCCUUCAGGAAGCUUCAUCCUUCGCAGCUUCCAGUGCCAUAUGA